CGGCGGCUGAAGCGGCGGAUGGAUUUCUAAAUCAACCCAGUGCACGGUUCUGUGUUUGGGCUUUAGUUGUGGAAGAGAAAUGCCUACCAUGUGCUAGGAUACAAAGUUUGUGGAUCCUUUUAUUUCCGUGGUUCUGGAAUAUAAAGAGAAGAAACAGGACAAAAUGGGGAGGAAGAAAAUACAAAUCACAAGAAUAAUGGAUGAGCGGAACAGACAGGUGACCUUCACAAAAAGAAAGUUUGGAUUAAUGAAGAAAGCCUAUGAACUAAGCGUGCUUUGUGACUGUGAAAUAGCACUCAUAAUUUUCAACAGUUCUAAUAAGCUCUUUCAAUAUGCCAGCACUGAUAUGGACAAAGUUCUUCUCAAAUACACAGAAUACAACGAACCCCAUGAGAGCAGAACUAACUCAGAUAUUGUUGAGGCUCUGAACAAGAAGGAAAACAGAGGGUGCGACAGCCCAGACCCUGACACUUCCUAUGUGCUCACGCCACAUACAGAAGAAAAAUAUAAAAAAAUUAAUGAAGAGUUUGAUAAUAUGAUGCGGAAUCAUAAAAUCGCACCUGGGUUGCCUCCGCAGAACUUCUCAAUGUCGGUGACUGUUCCUGUAUCCAGCCCCAAUUCUUUAAACUAUAGCCCUGGGAGCUCUCUUGUGUCCUCAGCCUUGGCAGCAAGCUCUACCUUGACAGAUCCCACACUGCUAACUCCUCCUCAAGCUUCGUUGCAUCGAAAUGUAUCACCUGGAGGUCCUCAGAGACCCCCAAGUACAGGUAGCGCAGGUGGGAUGUUGACCACCACCGAUCUCUCAGUGCCAAAUGGAACUGGUUCUAGUCCAGUGGGAAAUGGUUUUGUGAACUCACGAGCAUCCCCAGGUCUGCUUAGCAGCACCGGUGGAGGGAAUGGUUUAAGCAAAGUGAUGCCUACAAAAUCUCCUCCACCUCCUGGUGGGGGCAGUCUUGGAAUGAACAGUCGCAAACCAGAUCUCCGUGUUGUCAUUCCUCCGUCUAGCAAAGGCAUGAUGCCUCCAUUGUCGGAGGAGGAGGAAUUGGAGUUGGUGAGUCUGGGUUCUUACUUGAACACGCAGCGGUUAAGUAGUUCUCAGUCCACGCAACCUCUUGCAACACCAGUUGUAUCUGUGACAACUCCAAGCUUGCCUCCACAAGGACUGGUCUAUUCUGCCAUGCCUACAGCUUACAAUACUGAUUACUCCUUGACUAGUGCAGACCUGUCAGCCCUGCAGGGGUUUAACUCCCCAGGAAUGCUGUCAUUAGGACAAGUUUCUGCCUGGCAACAGCAUCAUCUAGGACAGGCAGCUCUCAGCUCUCUUGUAACGGGAAGCCAGUUAUCCCAAGGUUCCAGUUUAUCCAUCAACACCAAUCAAAAUCUUAACAUUAAGUCUGAACCGAUCUCACCCCCUCGAGAAAGGGUGACCCCCUCCACGUUCCAGUCGCAGCAGCAGGCAUCGCAACAGCAGCAGCAGCAGCAGCAGCAGCAGCAGCAGCAGCAGCAGCAGCAGCAGCAACCGCCACCACCUCAACAGUUGCGGCAAGAAAUGGGCCGUUCUCCCGUGGAUAGUCUCAGCAGUUCUAGCAGUUCCUACGACGGCAGCGAUCGGGAGGACCCCCGGGGCGACUUCCAUUCGCCGGUCGGGCUGGGAAGGCCUCCCAAUUCGGAAGACCGAGAGAGCCCGACGGUCAAGCGGAUGAGAAUGGACACAUGGGUGACCUAAGCGUGCCGUUCUCUACCUUGCUUUCCACUUUUGAGUUACCCCCCAAUGAACAGUCCUGACAUAUCUAAAUUUAUAAAUAAGGACAUCAAAUAAAUAUUUAUAUGUGUAUAUAUAUAUAUAUUAUAUUAUAUAUAUAUACAUGCAUAUAUAUAUAUAUAUAUCUUUGUAUACGUAUAUAUGUGUGAAUGUGUAGCAAGACACAAAAAGAAAAACCGGGCACUUAACACCAACGUUUUAUAUGGUUGCGGAUGCCCUGUGGGUUAAACAAGUGUAACAGAAGGUGCCCCCCCCCUGUAGGUCUUGGCCCCACCUGGCACUUAACGCUGGACUUUGUACUUGGUUGUGCAAAAGAAAUAUUCUCCCCCAUAUAUAAACUAUCCAAUUAGAUGGCUGAACCAUCAGGGCCUGCCUCUAGUAGUGUUCCUGUGUGUUUUUUAACAGUUGUGUGGUUUCCUGUAAUUAAAAUUUAUGCUUUGUAGCAGCAGAGCAGUAGGAAAAAAAAAAGCAAUACUGUACAUAGGAUGACCUCUCUCUAACCCAGUCUAGCAUGGGUCUCUCUUGCAAAGAAUGCAUGGAGAAGGGCUGGUAUUAUUUUAAAAAACACACACAAACUCCUGUUUUUGCACGUGCAAAACAAUGCUGGGUCUGAUCAGAUUUUUUUUUUUUUUAAAACCACGAGACAGACUCGCAAAUAAUACGCAUGGAAUCUUCAGAAGAUGUUAGCCUAUGAGAUAUCUAUAAAGAAAAAGAAUUAAUAUAUUAAGUUAUAAUUGGAAUAUGUUUUAAAAGCUUUCUUAUGUUAAUCUUACCUUUUUUAAAAUAUAGAGAACCAAUUUUAGCUUGUGUAUAUUUUUUAUUAAAGAAAACCAUACGUCCCUUGAAGACUAUAUAGAAAGUUAUAUAUGUACUUUUGAACACAUUCUGUAUGAAUUAUUUAUACAAGCCAAAGUUGAAUGGUGUAGCUUUUUUUUUUUUUUUUUUAAUUUGUAGAGUAUACUUCUAACUUGAUUUUUGACUGUCUAUUGUUUUUAUUUUCAGGGGAGGAAGGAAAAAAAAAAUUGCAGGCAGAACCUUAGGGAAAAAUAAGCCAUGAAUAUUCUUUAUGUAAAUUAAAAUUUGAGCCAAAUUUUGUGUACAUAGCAUCUUAAAUAUAUGAUCACCUUUUGGUGUAGGUACGUAUGUGCUGUACCUUCACCAGAUUAAAAAGUAUAUUUUUGUGGAUUGACGCCAACUUGAAGAAAAAAAGAAGAAAAGGCGAGGUCCUUAUUAGUAGAGUAUUCACUGUUUAAUAUUUACUAUUUUGUUCAAUAUAUACUGUACUUUCUUUUGGAUUUAAUUAAUAUUCAGAUUUUUUCAAAGGGUGUUUUAAAAAGGGGUCGUCCCCUUCACUGGUGGUGAAUGUGUUUGUUAAAAUUGUACUCUUUUUUUUUUUGUGCUGUAUAGUAAAGCUUCCCUUACACGUUUUAUAAAUAUAUACACACAGAAAGACACAUACAUAUAUAUAUAUAUAUAUGUAUAAGUGUAUAUUUGUGUGUGCAUGUGUGUGUGUAUAUAUAUAUAUAUCUAUAUCUAUAUAUCAAUAUUUAUAUAUAUAUGAAAAUAUAUAUGUAUAUAGAUAGUAAAGUGAUAAAUCCUUCCCUAAUCCCUCUUAUAGAAAUCCGAUAUUGAAUUCAUCCUGCAUAAAUAGAAAAGGGUAUUGUAACAUGGUUUUUAAAGGCAUUAUUCACAAAUGUCUCUUCUGGGGUUGAGGGAACUAUUGUUCAUGUAAUGAAAUGAAAACAUGCACAGAGAAGCAAAAAAGAAAGAGGGAUUUUGAAGUGGUUUGUGUAAGUUUUGGACAAGGUAUAUUUUACAAGCAUUUUGCUAAUGUGAGUUAUUUAGAAAGCGCGUUUACACAUGGAGGGAGCAGCUGUUUAGGCGUUUCCUCUAGCGUGUUCACAUAUCCGACACGUAUCUCUGAGCACACGUUAAGAGUAUUUAAAUCUCUGGGCCCAAGGCCUGCUCCGUGGCUUUCAUUUGCACUAAUUUGGAUUUAAAGACAGCGUCAUGCCAGGUCUAAAUUUGGCCUUAUUGUGUACAAUACGGGUGCAUGUGUCGGUAUCUUGCAGAGUUGAGCAUAGAAAAA
This is a messenger RNA of Protobothrops mucrosquamatus (brown spotted pit viper), 3851 nucleotides long. It is a transcript of the gene MEF2A, whose product is annotated as myocyte enhancer factor 2A. The record is from RefSeq and is a predicted model, not a curated record. Gene Ontology annotation, molecular function: protein dimerization activity; DNA-binding transcription factor activity, RNA polymerase II-specific; histone deacetylase binding. NCBI's taxonomy places the organism in Eukaryota, Metazoa, Chordata, Lepidosauria, Squamata, Viperidae. Gene Ontology annotation, biological process: positive regulation of transcription by RNA polymerase II; heart development; cell differentiation. The transcript is spliced from 11 exons. The coding region runs from base 164 to 1726 and encodes 520 amino acids.